CUCUACUGAAGUUGUGAUUGUAACUGUACUUGUAAGCGCGCGCUUACACACACUUUAGUUCCAUCUGAUACGAUUCAUUCACAGCAUCAAGCCAGCUAAAACCAACUGAACUACCAUGGAGAUAGGCACAUUCAUAUUUAUAACAUUUAGAUCAUAGGGCAAGCUUCCUUGCCACCUGCAUCUGCACUUGCGUUGUGGGUAGAUUGAUUAGUCAUGUUAGUUGGGUCCUGGUCGUGAUCGAGUUCGUUCGUUCGCUUUCGUCUGAUGAGAGGUACGUUCUGAAGUUAAAACGCAAAUGGCCGACUCAACGCUAGAUGCUUGUUUGACCAGUUACGACUAUGUUUUCAAGCCCGACAUUUUACGCGGGAAGGUCGCCUUUAUCACAGGUGGUGGAUCGGGAAUUUGCUUCACCGUUGCAGAAGUAUUCAUGAGGCAUCAAUGUGACACAGUUAUUGCCAGCAGAAAUCUGAACAGGUUGAAAGAGGCAGCCAAGAGACUCGAGACUGCCACAGGACAGAGAUGUCUGCCCCUUCAAGUUGACGUCAGAAAGCCAGAGGAAGUGUUGCGAAGUGUUGACCAAGCUCUCAGUCACUAUGGGAGAAUCGAUGUCCUCAUCAAUGGAGCCGCUGGAAAUUUCCCGACUCCAGCCAGUAGACUCUCCUUCAACGGUUUCAAGACAGUUCUUGACAUUGAUGUCAUGGGAUCAUUCAACAUCUCCAAGGCUGUCUAUGACAAGUAUAUGAAGGAUCACGGAGGGGUUAUCAUCAACAUAUCUGCCACUUUGCCUUAUCGUGGCCAGCUUUUUCAGAUCCAUGUCAAUGCAGCAAAGGCAGCGAUUGACUCCAUGACUAUGACAUUGUGCAACGAGUGGGGCCCCCAAGGCAUCCGUGUGGUGGGCAUAGCCCCAGGACCGAUUGGUGAUACUGAGGGUCUGAGGAGGCUGGCUGGUGCGGGCAUGCUUGGUGAGGAGGUGCUGAAAAAAAUCCCCCUUCAGCGGAUCGGUACCAAACGUGAAGUUGGCGAUUGCGCUGUCUUUGCAGCCAGCCCUGCGGCCAGCUAUAUCUCGGGCAGCACUAUCGUGAUGGAUGGUGGACACUGGAUGACCUAUGACAAUAACUUCAGUUUCUACGCCAAACCAAAGGGCAAACUGUAGAAUGGACUUUGACAAGUGGUCAUGGAAUUGUCAUCUACUGGCGUAAGAGGUGACGUGGCAUAAAUGGCUAUUUUGUAAACAUUCUGUGGGCACACAAAUAAGAUUUCAGUCAUUUGAUGAUUUAAAAAUAAGUAGGAAGCAGUGAUUCCCCCAGUCUCCAGACACCUCAUCCAACUUGGGUGGGGUUCUUUAGGCCACACCCACCUCUCUCAUUACAUUUUAGUACUUAGAAGCGGUAGAUAAUAAUUUUAAUAGUUUGUUUGCAUUGAAUGGCCUUAAGCUAAAGCACAAUUUAAAAAAAAAAGACAGUAAAAUAGUUUUAAGGUUAACAUUUGAAAUUAAGGGUAACUCUGAAUCCGUGUAUAGUUGCCAAAAAGAAUGUGGCAUUAAAAUUAGACCGAAAUUCUUGCCAUUUCAAGAUGAAACUGGAAUAGUGAAAAAAGUUUCGAAAAUUAAAUUAUGUGUUGAUUUUUUGAUAUAUUGCGCUUAGGAGUAUUGAGAUUGCAUCAUUGAUGGAAGGCACCAUGGUCGCAAUUUUCAAGAAAUGAUUUUUUUAAAUAUUUGAUUAAGCGAUGUCCUUGUGACGGCGUAAACAAAACUGUUACAAUAAAGGAACUGUGAUGUUACAAAAU
This is a messenger RNA of Acanthaster planci (crown-of-thorns starfish), 1785 nucleotides long. RefSeq names its product peroxisomal 2,4-dienoyl-CoA reductase [(3E)-enoyl-CoA-producing]-like. Gene Ontology annotation, biological process: fatty acid catabolic process. Gene Ontology annotation, molecular function: 2,4-dienoyl-CoA reductase (NADPH) activity. The record is from RefSeq and is a predicted model, not a curated record. NCBI's taxonomy places the organism in Eukaryota, Metazoa, Echinodermata, Asteroidea, Valvatida, Acanthasteridae. Gene Ontology annotation, cellular component: peroxisome.